AUGCUCUCAACUAUCUUUAAACUUGGAAUAAUUGGAGUCUUCCUUUCGAUCAUCCCUGUUUAUUUUCGAUAUAAUGACCCGGGAAAUGUUCGCUGCAAAGCAAUUGAUCUUGGUCCUCUUCCUGAAUUGAAAGGAGUACUGGCGGUGAAUGAUAAGCUAUCAAACGUGGAAUAUGUAUUGAAAGAUCAAGUCGAAGGACCGGAAUCAAUUGCGGCUAUUGGGGAAACCCUUUACACUGGACUCUAUGAUGGCCGAGUGGUGAAAAUCGAGAAUGGAAAAAUUGUGAAGAGCAUCAAGUUGACAAAGGAAAAAGAGUGUGGCACUUACGAUACAGAGCCUCGUUGUGGACGACCACUCGGGAUUCGUCGAAUCGGAAACGUGGGAGAGAGCUUUUAUGUCGUUGAUGCAUAUCGGGGAAUCGAAAUCGUCGACUUUAAAGAGGGCACUCAUCGACUCGUUUUCAACGCCUCUCAACCAAUUGCCGGGAAACCAGCUCGCUUUUUGAAUGAUUUAGAUUUACUCAACUCCGACGAGCUUCUCAUCACGGACACUUCAGCCACGUACGGACGACGGAAUUUCAUGUUCCCGAUCAUUGAGGGUUUAGAUGAUGGAAGACUAUUCCACUUGAAAGUUUCAACUGGUGAAACAAAACUUCUCGUUGAUCGUCUAGCUUUCGCCAAUGGGGUUCAGCUCCUUCCCGAUCAAUCAGCCGUUCUUGUCGCCGAGCUGGGCAGGGGACGAAUUAUCAAAUAUCAUCUCAAUGGCGCCAAGAAGGGUAAAACCGAGAUUUGGGCGGAUCGUUUGCCCGGUUUGCCGGAUAAUAUUCGUUUGGAUUCGCAAAACAAUCUCUGGGUUGGCCUCUCGCUUCUCCGGUACAAUGGUGCGGAAAGUCUAUUGGACAAAUUAGCUCCCUAUCCAACCCUGCGACAAUUCGUGCUUGAUGUAACACCAGCAAAAUGGUGGCUCACCCUGGUGCCGCUCACUCGACCAUCGUAUGCUAUGGUGUUAAAGAUGGAUUUGAACGGGAAAAUCCUCUCCACUCUUCAGGAUCCAAACGGCGAGAAAUUGGGAGCGAUCAGUGAGGUACUCGAAACGGGCAAUUAUCUCUAUUUUGGCAGCUUCGACGCGCCCUACAUUGGCAGAUUGAAGAAAAUG
Messenger RNA from Mesorhabditis belari, 1155 nucleotides. The record is from the annotation of a GenBank genome assembly. NCBI's taxonomy places the organism in Eukaryota, Metazoa, Nematoda, Chromadorea, Rhabditida, Rhabditidae.